UCCUCCGGUCCAAGAGAAACCACGCACAGCAUCUUUUCAGGGUUUUUCACUUCCGUUCCACAGCAGCUCUACAUCCGUCCAUCUUUUUGCCGCCGCCAUGCCCACCGUUAGCGUUGGAAGAGAUCGGCUCUUUGAAGCUCUCGGUCGCACUUACACCGAAGAAGAAUUUGAAGAACUGUGCUUCAAGUUUGGAAUUGAGCUCGAUGACGUCACGACAGAGAAGGCAAUUAAACGGAAAGAACAGCAUUUGGAGGAAGAAGAAACAUCUGAAGAUGAGGAAAUUAUAUACAAGAUUGAAAUUCCGGCUAACAGGUAUGAUUUACUUUGCCUCGAGGGGCUAGUUCAAGCCCUUCGCAUUUUUAAUGGGCUUGAUCCAAUACCUACAUAUAAGGUUGCAAAUAUCAGUGAAGAAUCCAUGCUGAAAAUGCACGUCAAGCCUGAGACUUCAAAGAUCCGACAGUUUGUUGUCUGUGCUGUUUUAAGAGGUGUAACUUUUGAUGAAGCAAGAUAUAAUAGCUUUAUUGAUCUACAAGAUCGACUUCAUCAGAACAUUUGCCGGCGAAGAACCUUGGUUGCUAUUGGAACUCAUGACUUGGAUACAAUACAAUCCCCUUUCACAUAUGAGGCUUUGCCUCCCUCAGAAAUCAACUUUGUUCCGUUGAAACAGAAAGAAAGUUUCAGAGCUGAUAAGCUGAUGGAAUAUUACAGAGAGCAUGAUCUGAAACUGAAGAAGUUCUUACACAUAAUUGAGGAUUCACCAGUGUUUCCUGUUAUAUAUGACCGUAACAGAACUUUAUUGUCUAUGCCUCCUAUUAUUAAUGGUGCACAUUCUGCCAUUAAAUUAAAUACAAGGAAUGUGUUCAUUGAAUGCACAGCCACAGAUUUGACAAAGGCCAAUAUUGUUUUGAACACAAUGGUGACUAUGUUUUCAGCUUACUGUGAAAGGAAGUUUGAAGUUGAGCCAGUUAAAGUAAUAUAUCCUGAUGGAAAAUCACACAUUUGUCCUGACCUUUCAGUCUACGAAAUGGAUGUAUCUUUGUCAUACAUUAACAACGUAGUUGGAGCCUCCUUGGCCGAAAAUCAAGUGGCUGAUUUAUUGCAUAAAAUGCAACUGCAUGCUAAGAAAUCUGUUUCAAAAGAUGAGCAAGUUAAGUUUAUUGUGUCUGUUCCUCCCACUAGAAGUGAUGUUCUUCAUGCUUGUGAUGUGGCUGAGGAUGUUGCAAUUGCUUUUGGCUACAAUGAAAUUCCAAAACGAAAGCCUGCAUCGUUGAAGCCCCUCCCACUUAGUCAAUUAAGUGAUCUGAUUCGAAUGGAGGUUGCAAUGGCAGGUUACACAGAGGUGUUGACAUGGAUAUUGUGUUCUAAAAAAGAAAUUGCCUCCCUGCUGAAGCAUGGAGAAGAUAAUUCGGCAGUUGUAAUUGCUGAUUCUCGUACUUCUGAGUUUGAGGUUGUGCGGACACGUCUAAUGCCAGGCAUAUUGAAAACUGUUGGGCACAAUAAAGACCAUCCGAAACCUAUAAAGAUAUUUGAAGUAGGUGAUGUAGUCUUCUUGGACAACACUAAGGAUGUUGGUGCAAUUAAUCGUCGUCACCUUGCUGCUCUGUAUUGCGGUGCCAACUCAGGAUUUGAGCUAAUACAUGGUCUAGUUGAUAGAAUAAUGGAAGUGACUGGAACUCCAUUUGUAACACCUGGCAAUACUUCAGGCUACUACAUAGAAAGUUCAGAUGAGCCUGAGCUUCUUCAAGGAAGACAAGCAAGAGUCAUUUGCAGAGGAAAGCACAUUGGUAACUUUGGCAUUGUGCACCCCGAGGUCCUUGCAAACUUCGACAUUCCAGAUCCUUGUUCGUUUGUUGAGCUUGACUUGGAGAAACUCUUAUAGUUUUACAUCACAAUGUACUCUGCACGGCCUUCUCUUUGGUACUGAUUAGCGGACUUCUUAUAAUUCACUUCUCCACCUUAAUGAGUAAAAUUAUCUCCUUUCAUGUAUUGUAUAUCAACCUUCAUGAGCUAUAUAACUUAACCUGAUUGCUUUCAUUGUUUUCUGACUGUAAUACUCCAUUUUCGAAGUUGGAUACAGAUUUUUUUUAAUCACAGCAAAAUUCAAAUUUGAAACCA
Messenger RNA from Ipomoea triloba (trilobed morning glory), 2115 nucleotides. Its product is annotated as phenylalanine--tRNA ligase beta subunit, cytoplasmic. Gene Ontology annotation, cellular component: phenylalanine-tRNA ligase complex; cytoplasm. NCBI's taxonomy places the organism in Eukaryota, Viridiplantae, Streptophyta, Magnoliopsida, Solanales, Convolvulaceae. The coding region runs from base 98 to 1879 and encodes 593 amino acids. The transcript has 19 exons. Gene Ontology annotation, biological process: phenylalanyl-tRNA aminoacylation. Gene Ontology annotation, molecular function: magnesium ion binding; phenylalanine-tRNA ligase activity; RNA binding. The record is from RefSeq and is a predicted model, not a curated record.